This is a messenger RNA of Anisakis simplex (herring worm), 279 nucleotides long. NCBI's taxonomy places the organism in Eukaryota, Metazoa, Nematoda, Chromadorea, Rhabditida, Anisakidae. The record is from the annotation of a GenBank genome assembly.
AUGAUGACGUUCCUUUCGACAAUGCUACGCAACGAUGGAGGUUUCGAUUACAAGAAGAGUAUCAUUGAUACGAUCAUCGCAAUUAUCGAGGAGAACCCGGACGCAAAAGAGACCGGUUUGAUGCAACUGUGUGAAUUUAUCGAGGAUUGUGAGCAUUCGACAUUGGCCACACGAGUGCUUUACUUUUUGGGUCGUGAAGCACCAACCACAUUGAAUCCAUCACGUUACAUACGAUUCGUUUACAAUCGUGUCAUUCUCGAGACGACGCAGGUUUGUUGA